ACGAGAAUGUCCUGAAAACCUGUACACACUUUCGCUAUUCGUUCCCUGCAUACUUUUUUCGAUAUCGAAAACUAGAGACGGUCGUCGUUCGAGGGUGUGAAAACUAUAAUCGGAAAAAUUUAGUGCGCAAUGUAGCGAAAUGCACGUGCAUUUCCUUAUCGAAAUGAUGACUAGAAAUUUUUGCACCCACACGGUGGCCGGUCCCAAUGGUGAAUUAUUCGUAACCCAAAAAACUGAAUAUUGGGGACAAGUGUUAGCAUCUCUGGCAGUUUCUCUAGGACCUUUAUCGGCUGGACUAGGUAAAGGUUAUAGUAGUCCUGCGAUUGCUUCUCUUCAACAAAGCGACGCCGAAGCGUUCCCGGUAACCGGUCAACAGGCGUCUUGGUUAGCAUCGCUGUCUCUUCUAGGAGCUCUAUUUGGUGCGCCAGUAGGCGGUUUGGCGGUUCGUUGGGGAAGAAGAAGAACCUUAGUAUACGCUGGCGCUCCACUAUCGAUUUGUUGGAUAAUCACAUUAUUUGCUGUGAGUGUGGAAGUCAUGUGUUUUUCGGCGUUUAUUAGUGGGUUUUUAGUGGCGAUCGUCCAAUUAAGCGCGCAAGUUUACGUAAGCGAAAUCGCCACGCCAUCUAUUAGAGGCGGUCUGAGCGCAGUACUCAAAAUAGCAGGUCACGUUGGAGUGUUAGUAUCUUUUAUAGCCGGCGCUUUCUUGAACUGGAGACAACUAGCGGGUUUUAUAUCCGUAGUACCCGCUUUAAUGUGCGUGGUUCUACUGAACGUUCCCGAAAGUCCCGGUUGGUUAGUGUUACGAGGUCGUGACGAUGAAGCCGAAAAAGCACUUCGAUGGUUUCGAGGCGAUACCGCCGAUCUACAAUUAGAAUUAGCUUUACUCCAAGCUCACGUCCUUUCGAGACCAAUUCCGAAAAAUCCGUUACUACUUUUUAAAACUUUAAAAAGUCCCGCUUUGAUAGCUUGCGGCCUAAUGUUUUUCCAACGAUUUUCCGGUGCGAACGCUUUUUAUUUUUACGUGGUGAGCGUGUUUAAAGAAACCUUCGGUAAUACGAAUCCUCAUACCGCCGCCGUAGCUGUAGCGCUAGUACAAUUAUUAUCAUCGUUGUUAUCAGGUUUAUUGGUUGAUUCGGCAGGUAGAUUACCCUUAUUGGUAGCUUCUAGCGUUCUUAUGACAAUGGCCUUGGCCUCUUUCGGGUCUUUUGCUUAUUACGAAGAAAUUCAUCAUAAAUCGGUACCUAAUUUAGAUUGGAUACCUCUACUCUGCGUUUUGGUUUUCACCGUGGCGUUUUCUUUAGGUAUCAGUCCGAUUAGUUUACUUUUAGUUAGUGAAUUAUUCUCUUUAGAACAUCGUGGUUUCGGUACCGCGUUAGCGACUGGAUUCAGUUAUUUUUGCGCUUUUGUUGGAGUUAAAACUUUCGUGGAUUUCCAGGAACUGUUAGGAUUAUACGGAGCUUUUUGGCUCUACGCUUUUAUAUCAAUAUGCGGGCUGUGUUUUAUUGUUUGCUGUGUACCCGAGACCAAAGGAAGAGAUUUAAAUGAAAUAGAUACUGCUAGGUGAUCCAACGCUAUGAGACAGAUGCAUAAAGUUUCGAUUAGCAUUGUAGAAAGGUAUUGCUAGCGUAAAUUUUAAAUUGGUGUAUACGCAGCUUUCUUUUCGAGGCUCUUUCAUGCCUCUAAACUUGCCGCCAGAACUUGCUAGAAGAUAAUUAUUUUUUCGAGAUCUCAGGAAAAUUUUUAGAAAUUUAUAUUAUACUAGAAUUGAUUUGGUAACGCAUUUAGCUCGAAGCUGUUUUAUACUGUCAUUGUUAGUAGUAUUUGAAUGUAAACAAAUUUCACAACAUUCCAUAUUGAACUACUCUAAAUUUUAGUUAAAUCAUUAAAUACAAAAUAAACAUAAAGCUUCCGUUAAAAAUCAUUUUUAAGGUUCAAAUAUGAAACUUCUUAUCAUUAUAUUAUUACAUAAUCAUCACUCAAUAAGUCCUGUGACACAUUUUUUGUCGAAAAUCGUUUUUAUUUAUCUCCUUUAACAGCAAUACAAUCAAUCCAACGAUUCUCUAACUUCUUGAUUAUAUGUUUGUAGAAGGAUUUGUCUUUUGCUUCAAACUAGACUUCAGUUUCAACAACUUCUUCAUUUGAAUUAAAUUUAAUUAACGUUAGGCGUUUUUUUUGAUAUCAGCAAAUAGCCAGUAGUCAUUGGGGAUCAAAUCUCGACUAUACGGUGGAUUUGUUCAAUUCAAUUUAAGCUAUCGUUGCCAUCGACUUGUAAAUCGAUGUAUUGUCUUAAUGAAACAGUGGUUUUUUCUUAGACAUUUUUCCUUGAUUUUUGCAUUCAAACGAUCCGAAAACUCUUUUUAAUAAUCUUUAUUGCUUGUCUAUCCUUUUUGGAGAUAGUCGAUUUCCAAUAUUCCAUGUACUGGCACAAGCCAUAACCUUCCCAAUUGACUGUUGUGACUUUGGACCUAGUUCACCGGCUGCAGUCCACUUAAAUGAUGAUCGUUUUAAUUCCGGAAUGAAGUGGCGGAUUCAUGUAUCAUCUAUUGUCACAUAUCAACGUAAAAUGUAAACGAGACCAAAUACAGCCUUAGCAAUCUCACGCAAUUUCAAUUUACGAUUAGAUAGAACCAAUUCGUGUGCUUUUUUGGAAUAACCACCUCAAUUUGACGACCAAAACUUUCACUAUCAUCGGUGACUGUACAACAAACUGAUAACAAAUAGUUCUUUUCGAUGGAGCGUUUUUUGAAGCCAUUCCUGAGCUCGUACAGUAUUUUUUUCUCAACAAAAAAUUGUUUUAUAAAUAGCAAAAGUAACUUCACUUAAAUAGCUGUCACUAUAGUUUUUCGAAAGUCAUAAACGUCAUAUGGAUUUGACAGCGACAUCUGUCAUUCAGUGACACGACUUAUCUCCUUUCAAAAAGCAGUUUUUUGGAAAUUUAUUAACAGGCAGAUGUGAUGAAUAUGAUUAAAUGAAUUUUUUUGUUCAAAUGAAGACAAGACGUUCGUAGUCUCAGUUGAAAGUGUUUUAAACAAUUUGUUCAUAUAGAAUACUUUUAAUACAAAUAUAUAUUUAAUACGGAAUGUUGAAAUUCUAAACUCUAGAAGCCGGUAAAAACAUUAAUUGACUAAUUAAUAAAAGAUUUCGUAACAGAUUAUAGAGAUUGAAUUCUAUUAUAUUCAAUUUAAUUUGCAACAAUCAAAUAAUCAAAUUAAAACUUUAAACGGCACGAUUCUUAAUUGGCGGUUGUUUUUUUUUCAAUUGGUGAUAGUUUCUUCAUGUAUACUGGGUGAAUCACAAAUUUUUUCUCUAAUAUCUUUUUACACGUUGUCUUCAACAUCAUAUCAAGUCGUUUUUUUUUAAUUUCGUUUUCAAACCAGUUUAAAUUUGAGGUUAGAAAUUCAUUUAAUUUCGUUAUAGAGACUUGCUUAAUGUCAAGACACGUACAAUAUUCGUCUAAUAUAUUUCACAGGCAAUUUGUUGCACCAUGUAAAGCUGCCUUUAGAUAAACUAAAUUUAUAACAAAAAAUAUAUCAAAAUUGCAUUACAAACUUUUUUUGGUCAAUUAAUGUUCGAGUAACUCAUUUUGCAAUAAAGAUCGAGUGAAAAAAAUGUAAAACGAAUAUUGGACUUUAUUGUUAUAAUGAUCAAUUGAAUAAUUAAGGUAAAUAUCUCAAGAUUUAUAUGACGCCGGCUCUAAUAUGUUUUAAUAUUCACAGAGCGAUUAUUAUAUGGAAAGAACCAAACCAAUUGAAUAUUUCUCUAUCUCUCAUAUUUAGUACCAUCAGUUCAGUAUGAAAUAAAUGUUAUUUUGAAUCUAUUUCGAUCAAAUUUGGUUUAAAUCGAUUCUACACGUCGCAAGACAUAAAACAUCCUGUUAAACGUUACAUUAUAUUAAUUUUGAUGUUCUAUUCGAGUGAAAAGCCUUAUGUGCUUUAAUUAUCCCGUGUCUAACGUGAGCAAUUUGAUUGUUGUCAUGAUAAUACAACUACCGAAUUCAGUACAGUAAAUAUUAUCCGGUGUCUGCUUUCAUUGGUGUUGAAUGCUCACGUGACGAUACUACGUAACUUAUUUACAAUUAACAAUUGAUAGGAUAGUUUUUCCAAUAUCAAUUGCAGAUUAUAAAAACCCCUUGCCGACAAUUUUGUUUGAUCUUCCUUGCGAUUUCAGUUUUUCUUUACAAGUUUUUCGGUUCUGUGAAAAAUCUACAACUAUCUAAAUAUUCAAUGAAUGAAAAAUUACUGAAUAUUUUCCUUUUUUAAACAUUCGAAUAUAUUUAAAAUAACUGCGUUUGUAUAUCUAAAGUUUUAUUAUUAAAUUCAUACUUGUCUUUAUUCUCAAAACACUUCAUUCUCUUCAUUCGCCCAUGGUCUAAAGAACGCCAUAUUUCUGUUUAUAUAUAAGCGACGCCACUGCUUAUCGCAGACUAUCUGGCAGGAAUAUUUCGAAGAAAUUGUGUACAUACACCUUCCAAUA
Molecule: messenger RNA, 4473 nt
Organism: Diorhabda sublineata
Lineage: Eukaryota; Metazoa; Arthropoda; Insecta; Coleoptera; Chrysomelidae
Product: facilitated trehalose transporter Tret1-like
Exons: 2
Coding region: 140-1564 (474 amino acids)
Biological process (GO): transmembrane transport
Cellular component (GO): membrane
Molecular function (GO): transmembrane transporter activity
Source: RefSeq, a predicted model, not a curated record